Molecule: messenger RNA, 3618 nt
Organism: Mugil cephalus (flathead mullet)
Lineage: Eukaryota; Metazoa; Chordata; Actinopteri; Mugiliformes; Mugilidae
Gene: fam53c
Product: family with sequence similarity 53 member C
Exons: 5
Coding region: 2058-3386 (442 amino acids)
Biological process (GO): protein import into nucleus
Cellular component (GO): nucleus
Source: RefSeq, a predicted model, not a curated record
GAACCUCCAGCAAAUCAGCAGCAGCAGCAGCAGCGCAUCCAGCCGUUAGCCACCGUUAGCCACCGUUAGAUUUGUGUCUGUGAAGGUUCUCAGUCACCCAGAUCAUGGCGUUUAAAAAGGCAACUGGACUCGUAGAGGUUUGAAAAGACGCUUCAUCCAAGUAGCUUCAUCAGUGAGAGCGUCUUCUCCAAACUCUUCAAGUCCAGUUUCCUUUGUAAACGCCUUUGGACUAUCGCUAGCCACCGCUAGCUACCGUUAGCCGCUGUUAGUUGCCGUUAGUUACCGUUAGCUGCUGUUAGCUACGGUAGGCUACCGUUAGCUAUAUGUCUGUGAAGGUUCUCGGUCAUCCGGGUCAUGAUUUAUCCAAAGGGAAUUUUAAAAGUACACUUUAAAAACUCGAAGUCUAGUUUUGCUAUUUCAAACGCUCUUGACUACAGUGGGCCGCUUGUAGGUGCCGUCAGUAACCGUUAGUCGUUGUUAGCUGCCGUUGGCUACCGUUAGCCGCUAUUAGCUUCCGCUGGCUGCCGUCAGUUGCCGUUAGUUACCGUUAGCUGUCAUUAUUUAUCGUUGGCUACCGUUAGUUACUAUUAGCCGCUGUUAGCUACCGUUGGCUACAGUUAGCUAUCUAAGCUACCAUUGACCGCUGUUAGCCGAUGUUAGCUACCGUUAGCCCCUGUUAGCUACCGCUAGCCGCUGCGCUUUGGUGCAGCCAGGCGGACAUUGUAUUAGCCCGGAUCCCUGCAGUGUGUGAGGCUGCGGUGGCAACUAGGUUUAAUUCAGUACUUAGAUUUCAGCAACUAAAAUCAGUCAUGUAUUUCUCCGACCUUGACAGAGAAAGACGGUUGACUUAUUAUUUAUAGCUAGCUAGCUAGCUAACGGCUCAGGUGAGCUACACUGCAGCUAGCUCAGUCAUGUCAGUGGACACCAAUUGGACACAAAUCUGAAUAAUGACACUUUCUAUAUGGCUCCUUUCAGAUUUGUCAACACUUAUCCCAAACUGAGACAAGGGAGACUUCACCUGCUGUGCUUAGCAUCCCUGCUUGAAAACAAUUAGCUACAUUGGCUACAAACUAGCAGCAACAGAAGCUUUGGAUGCUGAAACGUCCACCCCAUGACUAUUAAGGGCUCAUCUGUCUGGUCGUUGUGUGUCUGGUUCUUUUUGACCCAAAAACUCAUGAUAUUUCUUCCUGAGGCCACAAAACUUCAAACCAAACUCCUAACAAUGUACCAGGCCGGGCUCAAAGCUCUGAUCCAGCCUCAGAUACACCAGUCAGUGCUAACUACAUAGCUAGUGACUCUGACUGGCUGUUAAUGUUGAAACCUUGUUAAUUGAAUUAAAAUGUGUUUAUUUAUUAAUAGUAACAGCCCUGAUUGACUCAAAUCUCUUUAAAAAACCUGGAGAUAAUUGUUACUGAUAUUUCAGUAGCAGCAAAGGUUCUCAGUCAUCCAGAUCAUAGCGUACCCACAAACAUAACCAAAGAAACUAAGCCAAAACAGCUGUGUUAGUUGGGUUUCUAGACUAGAAAAAGCUACUUGGAUGAAAUGUCUUGGCCUUUGUUUGGAUUGUUCUUUGGAUACAGCCAACUAGCGUUUUAGCUAAGUAGGAACUAAGGAACAAUCCUGAGCCACGUAAGAAAAUCUAGCCUGAACUUCCACAAACAUUAUGUGCACAGGUGUGUUGCUGGGCAACAGCCGACUGAUGAUGCCUUUGUGAAAGUGGGCGGGGCUACUCUGCCCUGAGGCAGCAAGGAGGAGGAGUCUCAGCCCUCAGCCCCUCCCCCUUCUUCUCCUGUACCUGAACAACUGGACGGACACACGGACGGCCAUAGCUCUCCCCUCCCUCCUCCUCCUCCCUUCUCUCCCCCUUUCUUUCCUCCUCCUCCUCCCCUCCUUCCUCCCUCGCCUCCCUCCUCACCUCCUGCCGCCAUGUUGUGGUCACGCUGCUGGUCGAGAGUCUGAGGAAGACUCUGGAAGGCAACUCUGCUCAGUCUGGGGACGUCUACCUGUCCCUGCUGGACCCCAAAACCCUCGCAGAGUGCUGGCCCCCAGAUGGCUUGAUGCCUGAGAGCAGUUACUGGCAGCUCUGCCCUCCCUCCAAGUCUGGCCUGCAGGGGGGGUUACUGAGCUCUAGUUUCCCCCCGGGCCCCGUGCCCCUGGUGCCCCCAGAUGCUCACCUGCAGGAGGGAGGCGACCCCCUGGACGGGGCCCCCCCUCAGCAGCAGCAGCACCGGCCCCUGGCACCCAGCACUUCAGCGUCCGAGUCGUCCCUCCCCGGAGCCCCCGCGCCCCCCCCCGGCCCCGGGCCGCCUCCCCCUCCCCCCCCACCCCCCAAACGCCACUGCCGCUCGCUGUCGGUGCCCGAGGACUUGUCGCGCUGCCGGUACACCUGGCGUCCCAGCGCCUCGCGGGUCUGGACCCCCGUCAGUCGGCAGCAGUGCCACGGGGGGGCGGGGGGAGGAGCCACCGGUGGGGGGGCGGGAGGCGGCAUUACGGCGGGAGGAGGGGCCUGUCCUCUCCGUGCUCCCAGCUCCUCCCUGAACUCGUCGCUGCACUCCUCGUCCAGCCCGACCUUCUUCAGCCUGGCGCUGUCUCCGGACUCCCCGCUGCCCUGGAGCUUCCCCUGGGACCCCAGCGAGGCGGCGGCAGGGGGCGGAGCCUGCUGCUGCUUCUUCCCCUCCCCCUCCUCCUGCUCUUCCUCUCCUUCCCCCCUCCACCCGCCUCCCCCUCCUCAGAGGCGUUUCUCCCUGUCCCCCGUGUUAAUCAGAGACUCCGCCGCCUCCACCUUCCUCCCCCCUCCUCCUGUGCCGAGCCAAGCGGCGGCGGGUGCGAUGGCGCCUCCGCCUGGCUGCUGCGGCGCCGCGGGAGGAGGGGCGGCGGGGGUCCCGGUGCCGGCCUCGCCCUCCUCGGCCUGCAGCACGCCGUCGUCCCUGCGCCGCAGCCUCCCGCCCCCGCUGCCCCGCUGCCACUCGCAACCCUGCGACCUGCUGCUGCUCAAACCCGGCCUGAAGCGGCGCCGCGACCCCGACAGACCCUGCGCCCGACCCGUGCUCGACUUCACCAAGAUGACCCAGACUCGCAGCAUCGACCCUCAGUGUCUGGAGCGCGGCGGCGGCGGCGGCGGCGUUGGCGGCAGGCUGGCCUGCGGCGGCGACAUCUUCAUGGGCAUGGAGCCCUUCAUGGGCGACUUCCGGGGCUCCUGCUCGCCGGCCGAGUGCCUGGGACGCACCAGCAUCGGGCCCCUGAGCGAGAGCGACGAGGAAUGUGGCGAAGACGAGGAGGACGACGAGGAGCGGGAGGAGGAGGCGGUGGAGCGCGAGACGGCGGCUCAGACGCUGUUUGAGAGGGACUGUACAGAACUGGACUUGAACUUAAUAGAAGAAAACUAAGGUAUUUGUAAAUGAAGGCUGUUAUCUGUUCAGUUAGUUUUAUUUUUAAAUUAUGUGCCCCCCCCCCCGCCCCCCGCCCAUGGACCACCCUCAUCUCUACACCACCUCCUUGCCCCCAAUCAGCAAGGCUCUCAGGAACAACACCUUCUCAUGGGAUGAGCUGUUUGAUGCCGACAGUUAUGAUGUGACUACCAGCAGCUUCAGCCGGGACGGACCCCCCCCACCCCCCCCC